Molecule: messenger RNA, 2079 nt
Organism: Miscanthus lutarioriparius
Lineage: Eukaryota; Viridiplantae; Streptophyta; Magnoliopsida; Poales; Poaceae
Source: the annotation of a GenBank genome assembly
AUGGACACCUCCGAUAACGAGGCUACUGCCGCCGCUGCCGAGGCCAAGAAGAAGACACCCAAGGCAGCGGCGGGCAAGGGGAAGGCGACGGGGAAGGGGAAGGCGGCUGCCGGUCCCAAGGCGUCGGCCAAGGAGAGCAGCCUCCUCAAGCAGAAAUCGCCUGCUGAAUUCUUCGCGGAGAACAAGAACAUUGCCGGAUUUGACAAUCCUGGUAAAUCCCUGUACACAACUAUGCGGGAGCUAGUUGAGAAUGCCCUUGAUUCCGCCGAAUCCAUAUCAGAGCUCCCUGAUAUAGAGAUUACAGUAGAAGAGAUCACAAGGACCAAGUUCAACACAAUGAUAGGGCUAGAGGAUCGACAGCGUUUUGACGAGGCACUAUAUGAUGAUUUUGAGUCAGAAAAGGAUCGUGAGAAACGCCUGGCCAAGGAAGCACGUUUCCAAGAAACUCAAGCUAAAAACGCUGCACUUGGGAAGAAAGUUAAGGAGGCUCCAUCUGUUCGAGGAAAAGGUCGGGGUGAGGCUGCGCUUUUCAAAGUGACGUGCAAGGAUAAUGGUAGAGGUAUGCCACAUGAUGAUAUCCCAAAUAUGCUUGGGAGAGUUUUGUCGGGCACAAAGUAUGGUUUGAGGCAAACACGUGGAAAAUUUGGACUCGGUGCUAAAAUGGCACUUAUAUGGUCAAAGAUGAGCACAGGACUUCCUAUUGAAAUUAAGUCAUCUAUGAAAGACCAGAACUAUACUUCCUUCUGUCGUCUGGACAUAGAUAUUCAUAAAAAUAUCCCUCAUGUUCAUUUACAUGAGAAAAGAGAGAACAAAACUCACUGGCAUGGGGCAGAGAUUGAAGUUAUAAUUGAGGGAAAUUGGACAACUCAUCGUUCAAAGAUCCUCCAUUAUAUGCGUCAGAUGGCAGUCAUCACGCCAUAUGCUCAGUUCCUUUUUAAAUUUCUAUCUGAUGCAGCAGACAAAAACUUAACAAUAAAGUUUGCACGCCGGACAGAUGUUAUGCCUCCUGUUCCACUUCAAACAAAGCAUCACCCAUCUGCGGUCGAUUUGUUACUGAUAAAACGCUUAGUUGCAGAGACUACAAAGCAAAAUCUUUUACAGUUUCUACAACACGAGUUUGUGAAUAUAAGCAAGCCACACGCUGAACGUUUAAUUGGGGAGAUGGGACCUGAUUUCAGUCCAAAAAUGACAGUUAAGAGCCUUACUUCUCAGCAAUUAGUUCGAAUACAUCAACUAUUUAGGCAGGCUAAGUUUGAUGAUCCCAGUGGCAAUUGUCUUAGUCCUGCAGGUGAAUAUAAUUUACGCCUGGGUAUCAUAAAAGAGUUGCACCCUGAUAUGGUUGCAACACAUGCAAGCAGCGCUCAGGUUUUUGAAGGUCACCCAUUUAUCGUUGAAGCUGGGAUAAGCAUUGGUGGAAAAGAUGUUAAACAAGGUCUAAAUAUUUUUAGGUUUGCAAACAGAAUACCGCUUCUUUUUGAACAAGGUGCUGAUGUCAUCACAAGAACUGCUCUAAAAAGGAUCCCUUGGAGCAGCUACAAAAUUAAUCAUCAGCAAGAUAAGAUUGGUGUCUUUGUGAGCAUUGUAAGUACAAAGAUACCUUUCAAAGGAACUGGAAAGGAGUACAUUGGGGAUGACAUAACUGAAAUAUCAUCUGCUGUUAAGUCAACCCUGAAGCAGUGCUGUCUUCAACUGAAGUCUAAGAUUGUGAAGAAACUUCAGGCUCGUGAGCGGCAGGACAGGAAAAGGAACCUGAACAGAUAUAUUCCUGAUGUUGCAAGAGCGAUUAUGGAAACUCUGGUAGAAAUUGCAGAUCAAUCUCCCCCCAAACGGCCACGCUAUGAUAAGGAAGAUGAGGAACUCCUUGAGAAGGUAAAUUCUGAGGAGGUGACAGAGAUGACAUUUAGAGACUGCUUGACUCAGCAUGUUGAACAGGUUGACUAUGAAAUGGCACUGGACUACGCCAUGCAGAGUGGAGUAAGCCAGGAGCCCCGAGAAGCAAUAUAUUUGAACUCACUUGAAGGAUCUUACAAGUUUGUCGACUUACAGAGUCCAGUCUUCAUGUUCAGAUUUGUUCCUUGA